Molecule: messenger RNA, 711 nt
Organism: Felis catus (domestic cat)
Lineage: Eukaryota; Metazoa; Chordata; Mammalia; Carnivora; Felidae
Gene: CCDC179
Product: coiled-coil domain containing 179
Exons: 4
Coding region: 1-297 (98 amino acids)
Source: RefSeq, a predicted model, not a curated record
AUGGCGGUCUAUAUAAGCAAACCAAAAUCUAAACCUGGCACUGGGGGGUGGGGGGAGGGGGCCGCAGGGGAGGACAAAGAGAAUUGUGACGCGGCCGGGCGGGGCUCCGGGGUGUCGCGUGGUGUACCCCUCAGUGACUUGGUCCUGGUCAGGACCAGGGGCGCUUGCCGAGCGGGGGAUGCUCCAAGGCUCAGCAGCAUGUGUCUGUGCUGUAGGGGGGACGAAGCCAUCCAAGUGAACCCCGAAGGGCCAAGACAGCAACACCCUUCAGAUGUCACCGCACGGCAGUGGUCAUAAAGCUGGAAUCUGUACAGAAGAAAUCAUGCCAGACCAUAACAUGCAGAUUUAUAACAUCAAGUGGCAUCUCAUAAUUUGACUUCAUUUGAAACAUAAAGGCAAUACUCUGUCAUUUCAGCAAAAUAAAUGCAGUGCAACCAUGUAACAUCCAAACCACAGGGUCUAGAAUUUUAUUAAAUACAUAAUUCAUUAUCACCAUUUUUUUCCUGUGGUAAAUUUGGGAUUUUCUGCUUUUUCAACGAAUAAUAAAAUAUACAGGUCCUUAAAAAUUAUAUACUCCUGUUUAAAUUUCUGCAUGGAAAUAUAUCACCUAUCUAAAGAUUUAGAAUUAUGCUUUAACAAAAGGGGAAAAGAUAUUUUCUCUGCUGUAUAUUUAUAACGACUUGUGUUUAAAUAAAACGUUUAAAAUCUUUA